UGCAAAAUGCUGCGCCAACGUCUGCGCCGCCGCGUCGCGCGGCUCGUGCGGCAAGCGUCCCAUCUCUCGACGAGCCACGAAGCACUACUGGCCUCUAUGGCGCCAGGCCGCGUGACCAUCGUCCAGGGCCUUGUUGGCACGGGCAAGACCACCGCCGCGGCCGCGCUGCUGGGCCGAACAUCGACGCCGACGCUCGCGUUGGUGCCCCACGGCUUUGACUCGUCGUUGCGCCGUAGCGUCGAAGCAUGUACGCCGAUUGGGUUUCUCGAUAUGCAAGACGACGUGCGAUUGCUCUCGAUCGGCGCGUGGAGCGAGCGCUUCCGCAGCGACUAUGACCACAUGGCCACCGAGAGAGUGCUGAGCCGCACGGAGGCCAAGGUCUUUGUCCACGACCGCGUCGACCGCAUUCCGCGCAAGGUCUUUCGCACCCACAAGUCGGCGCCGAUGCUGCGCACGGCGGUGAGCGACACGCUGCGUUGCUUUGGCGAGCUCGAGCGCCACGGUGUGUCGCCAAGCGCCUACACCACGUACAUUCAAACAGCGUUGACGGACCCGGCAACCGCGCGCCUCUCUCCCAGCUCGUUUCUGGAAGUGCUUGCGAACCAGACCGAUUUGUGCGACGCCUAUUCUGCGUACCGAGAGCUGCUGCAUGCGGCUCAUUGCAACACACACGACGGCGUUGUCCUCGACGCGCUCGCGCUGACCGAGGCGCACCCGUACUACUUACUUGCGUCGCUGGCCGCGACGGCGCAGUUUCUCGUCGACGACCUCCACCACUGGAGCCCCGGGGCUAUUGUGCUGCUCGCGCGCCUGAUGCUCGCGUCAACAGAGAAACCGUGGGUCCUCUUUUCAGACCCGUCGGUGCCGGGACCCCUCGACCAGCUGCGCGCGUUGCUGCAACACGGAGGCAAGGACGUCAGCGACGUGACCGAGGUGGCCUGGUCGGCGCCAGCGGUCGAGCCGACCGGCAUGCACAGCAUGGCAUACGACAUCCUCACCAAGGCAUCCAACGUGGAUUUGCCAUCGUCGGUGCAGCUCGUCACGGUCGCCGGCGAGACCGAAGUGACGCGCAUGGCCGGUACGAUUCGCGACCACCAAGCGCGUGGCGAGCGCCUGCUUGUGGUCCUUGGCGAGGCGACGCGCGUCGACGACCUCGUGUCGGAGCUGCACGCACUGCACGUGCCGCACCUCUCGCUCGAGCCAAGAGACUUAUUUGCAACCGAUGUCGUCCGCAUAGCGUACUCACUCCUCCAGGCGCUGGCGUCGCCGUCCGACUCGAAGCACCUCUUCAACCUUCUCCACACAUCGCCCGAGAUUGACCCCCUCUUGCUCGCCCGCCUCAUGGAGUCGUCCACGUCGCGCCACAUUGACCUCUACGAGACACUACGACUGCACGCAGUGGACCACCCGCCGAUCGCUGCCUUUCUAAAGCGCUUCCAGACGUUGAGAGACGCGGCCAUGAAGCUCUCGUGCGCCGAACUGUUGCAUCUCUACUUGACCGAGUCGGGCGCGUUGGAGCCGCUCCUCCACCCGACCAACGACGACGACGUCGCACGGUCCGAAGCACUCGCGGCCUUCCUCGACAUCGUCCUUGACGUCCAGCGACUCAACGAGUCGCCGUACGUCCCAUUUGUCGUGCCGUAUUUGACGCAGCUUCGCGAGACUGGUCGCUUGCAGGCCCCAAGCAGCCUCACCAUGGUCCUGGACGAUGCCUUAAACGACCACCGAGUGCUGGUGGCCUCCCAGCGCUCCGCGUGGCGGCUCCCGCCGCACGUGCAGGUCGACACGCUUGUGCUUCUGCAGUGGCAUGACAAGGCCUUUCCUGGCCGGAAGCCCAGAGGCAUUGGCGCAGGCAUUCUGCCCGCACAGCUGCUUGAAGCGCAAGCGGGCUCCACAGUAUCAAGCCGCGAUGCGUACGUAGCUACGUGCCGGCAGCGCUUGGCGUCACUUUUGCUUCGCGCGACGUCCUCGGUGCUCAUCUCGCAUGCUGCCGAUACGUCCAUCUCGAGACUGCUUGCGCCGUGGGCAUCGUACGAGGUGGCGACGACCGAUGCUGCGCCGAGUCACGUGAGCCCGACGUCGUUGCCACCCGUCCUCGUCGACGACGCCGCGUCAUUGCCGCUGCACCACUUGUCGUUCUCGCAAAUCGACGAGUACAUGCGCUGUCCGCACCGCUAUUACCUCGCGCGCGUGCUCGGGCUCGAACCCAAAGCCAACUCGAGUAUGGUGUACGGCCGCAGCCUCCACGAGGCCAUUGCAACCUACGCGUCCAUCGCGCCGCAUGCGUCGGCUGCCGAGGACGCUCUGGCAGCGUUUACAAAGGCGUGGACACCUGGCAGCUGCCGGUCGCUGGUCGAAGAGCGCAUUCUCCAAGCCCAAGGCGCCGCCGCUCUGCGCUCGUUCAUUGCAUAUGAAGCCGACCGCACACGUCCCAUCGAGAGCAUCGAGCAAGCGUUUGAGUUUCACGUGCCGGAAGCCGACGUCCUGUUUCGGGGAGUCUGGGACCGCGUCGAGCGAGAGCCCACAGGCGAUGUGUACAUUGUCGAGUUCAAGUCCAACUUGGCCGAUACGCGCCGAGACAACCAAAAGCUGGCGAACGAGAGCCUCCAGCUUCAGCUGUAUAUGCUCGCGUACCACCGCCUGCACGGAAGACCACCGAAGGGCGCACUCCUUCGGUCGCUCGAGACCAACCACGGCCUCAACGCGCCGGGGGUUCUCGCGCAUUCGGCCGAGACUGAUGGCGCCGCGCUGCGUGCGAUCCAAGCGACCGCGCAGGCGAUUCGAGCGCGCGCGUUUGACGCGACACCGUCAUUCCUCGGUUGCGCGUUCUGCUCGUUCAGCGAUAUCUGCACGGCAAAGGGCGAAAGCGCGUAGAUCGUGAUCGCACCAACAGACACUCGUGGAGCCAUUCAGCUUAGGGUACGGUGUUAGCAGUGGAUGAGCCAAUGCUAGAGAGCAAGAAUAAGCUGCACGAAAUAGAGUCUCGCUAUGCACGAUAGUGAUAUCAUGUCGACUCGACGCCUCCUUGUAAUCCUUGUAAUGGUCGUUUGGGAUCUGGGCA
Messenger RNA from Saprolegnia diclina VS20, 3061 nucleotides. RefSeq lists its product as hypothetical. Gene Ontology annotation, molecular function: hydrolase activity; ATP binding. The transcript has 11 exons. The record is from RefSeq and is a predicted model, not a curated record. NCBI's taxonomy places the organism in Eukaryota, Oomycota, Saprolegniomycetes, Saprolegniales, Saprolegniaceae. The coding region runs from base 7 to 2874 and encodes 955 amino acids.